CAGAAAACUUCCCUUUUUCUACUUGGCCCUAGCCCAUGUCAACCGUUUGGUUUCAUCCCUGUAUGGCCUAAUGGGUCUUCUCAUACUUUUUACUACAUUACUUGGUGCCUCACGACCGCUUGUCUCAAGCCAUCUCAUAAGUUGAUCCAAACUGCACUACCGUAGAGGUUUUCCUGUUGACCACGUAGCAUUGGGUGGUCUACCACGUAAGAGGCAAACGGAAAUGGUGUACACUGCACAGAGACGAGGAGACGGGGGACCCUUGCGUCCUGCAGGAGCAGAAAACAGCAAGCGCCACACGGGGAACGGGCCGGAGGGAAGUGUCCAGCCCAAGGGAAGGGGAUGGGAGGUAAGAUGGCAGCUGAGGAGAAAAUGAAGAAAUUGAACGAGAUAGAGUGCUGUUUUCGUGGGGAUUCUACUUUCAAUCACGGCGUUAGGCGCAGGGAUUUUUGUUGAUGACAAGAUUGGAGCCAUUGGAAUCAUCGGACUGCACCGCACUACGUCCAUUGCCUUGCAGUUCGGCAACCACUGCCGGAUGAUUGGCUUGCAGGGAACGAGUCGAGAGAGAGAUGCUUACUCAUCUGAGCUCGCUACUGGCAAUUGCUGUGAAAUUCGGAUUUGGGGCAGGUGCGGACUCACUGUACAUACGCUCUUUGGCUCGUUGCCGGCUUAUUGCGCAGAGAAGGGGUGUGGGCAGAUUACGAGCGAGGACUAGAGAGAGGGAGAGGGAGAGUUCUUGUAUGUCUUGUACAGAUCGAUGUAUUCGAGAAGUUGAGAGGAGUUAGAACGAAAGAGAGAUAGGAAGGGCAACCACUCCUGUGCAUGUUUGCGAGAUGCUCAAGUCAUAGAAAUUGAAAAGGAACGCACUCUAGAGUCGGUUUGACGAGGGCCGCAAUUCUCAGUGGAAGGACGAGAUUUACGGUAGGGUUCGCGAAGGCUGGGGCCGCGACUUGGAGCUUGAGCGUGACAUGGUAAAGGAAGAUGCGAACCCGCGAGAAUUCGACCAAGGACAUACUGGGUGGUGGUGUUGGCAGUGGUGGGAAAUGAUUCGGUGACGCAGGCGCUUCAAUUGCCCAAGAUUUUACAUGAGAAUUGAGAACUACGAGUGAUACAAGCAAAUGGCAAGGCGAAGUAGCGUGUGUGGAAUUUGCGAGGGAGUGAACCUACCCGCUGUCUGUGCAGCCUGCUGCAAUGCCGGAUUGAACGAUAAGUAUAAAAUCUUGAAACGUGUCACCCAACACCGCGAUGAUGUAAAACGCCGCUUGGAGGCUCAAUUGGCUGACAAGCGGGAAGCGGAAUCGCAGCGGAAAUGGAGAAUCGAACACGGAGAGCGCAACGCUAAACUUCGUGAGCAGCUGCGAACAUCUAGCAACGACUUGAUCAAAGCAAAAGCUCGAGGGGAAGAACAGAAAAAGCGGCUGGACGCCCGAACCAACGCUUUGGAGCGUGCUUCCAACGAGCUUACAAGAAAGCACAGGGAUUUGCUUGGAAAGUAUUACCCUGAUCUGAUCUGCACGAAAAACUUGAGCUAUGAUACCCUAAACGCAGAAUUGAUACAGAAGCGGAGGUUGCAAGUACGUCAGCUCUGCAAAAUUUUACCUACACGUCGCUGCACGGGAGACGAGCGAGAAGUUCGCAUUUGCAAUGUCUCCUUACCACUGGAUGAUGAUCCUACUUCAGUUUCACAUAAUGAUCUGAGCGCAUCCUUGGGAUAUUUGGUGCAAUUGUUGAAUCUUACGGCACGCUAUCUAUCUGCUCCCAUUCUUCACAGCGCCGGUUUCGCGGCGUCAUCAUCAAGAGUAUGGCAGCGGGCGUCGUACUGGGACACCCGACCAAUACAUCGUGGUGAAGAGUACCCUCUGUUUCUGCCGAGGGAGAACGGGGCCGCGGAAGAGCUUGGUCACAGUAGCAGCAGCAGUCACAGUCUUGGUUUGUCCCUGACUGAGGGCUCAAGGAGUGCCAACCGAGACAUGGACGUCGACGCUAGUCUUGUACGGUGUAGUACCUCCAGCAGUAGCAGCUCUAAAGAAACUCACAAAGAUGUUCAGAAGGGAAUCAAAAUGCUGAAACGCAGUGUUGCCUCUGUAAAUGUAUACGGGUACAACUUAUUGUCUAUGCAGGUUCCUUCGGACUUGUCCACGUUCGAGUCAUUUGCCGAGCUUCUGUCGAUUCUUAUAUCUAAAGAGCCUCGAGCGAGGUCUAGCAGAGGUAGCCAACAGCCUAACGGGCGAUUUGGUCUUUCAGAAGGUCACACGUCUCGUCUGGCAAGCUGCCCAUCAAGCAUGCUGGAAGAAGUCAAACCAGUCAGUGACAUACUGGACCCGGCGCCAUCUUCGAAGGGAAAAGUGAACAAUUGGAACAUUGGCGAUUUUUUGGACGUAGGCGACUCAGAGCACACAGAGGAGGGAGGAAGAGUCUCCGAGAGCGUUUUUGAUGGAUGGGAUUUAGUGGAGCACCCGACAUUGCCGCCCCCUCCUGACUCUGAGGAUAUUGAGCAUUGGACUCGGGCCAUGUUCUAUGAUGCUACCAAGGCAUGUCUAUCCACCUUUUGAUGCUGUUGAUCCUGUUGGGAGUUCCACCGGUGUCGAUGACUUUAUAGUAGCGAUGAAGUUUUCUGGGGCGAAGUUCUUUGGACACGUACUGCGAGAGCAAGAACGGAAGUUGGGCAUUUACUUUACAAUUGUAAAUAGAUCUAGGUGUUUCAGCAAGAAUAGCUGUUUACAGGCACGAACGAGUAUCAAUUUUAUCAGGUUUGAUGUCGUAUGUAGAUAGAGCAAUAUCAUUUCAGCGCUAUAUGGGAAGUGUUUGUGUAGCGUACGUCCGGAAACCUCACUAAUUGGAAGAGUAACUUUGAAAAUUUGACAAAGCAAGGGUUUUCGUCAUCUGGACAGGAUGAGCAAGGCGGUUUAGUGUAGUGCUAAAAUCGACAUGAGUAAAAAGAUAUAGCGGUGGAAAGCACCUAUUUGAAGGGCUGAUCGAGCAAGAGUGGACCCCUGACACUCGAGGAGUCGAUACCAAUGCAAGGAGAGCAAGACAUGAUGAAGUACAUGAUGAAAUCAAACGGGUAGAUGUGCACGCCCAAAAUAGAAUCACAUUGAGUUAAUGAUAAUGUGUUUCUAACAUACCAGAUUUACCUAAAGCGAAUGCAUUACA
Marchantia polymorpha subsp. ruderalis is the source of this 3153-nucleotide messenger RNA. NCBI's taxonomy places the organism in Eukaryota, Viridiplantae, Streptophyta, Marchantiopsida, Marchantiales, Marchantiaceae. The record is from the annotation of a GenBank genome assembly.